AUGGUAAUAGCGAAUACUGGGCUUGGCCGCGUCCGACCUCAGCUUCAGGGCAAGGCAUCCUUAACCACGUCGGCGCUCUUGUCCGAUUGUGCCUGGCGGUUGCGGUCCGAAGCUCGUAACCCCCCGGGAUGGUCGAUCAAAAGAGUUGCCGCGCGCGCAGGAGCCCUUAUACUGUAUACCGCCAUCCCGUCAAGCGCUAUUGACGGCGACUACAUUCUCGUAUGGGCCAUCAUCGCCAUCAGCAACCCACGUCCGUCCCUCCGUAGGAAAAUGAAACCUCGCAAGGACAACCUUCCUUCCAGAAGCAACAUUACCGGGUACUCGCCCUUCUUCCUCAAUGAUAGCAGAUCCGCCCAGAUCCGGCUGUCGGUCGGGGCUAGCCAAGCACUCCGAGCAGCACGGUGUGCCUCGACCACCACCAGCCCUGAAUCGCUCAACGGGGACACUCCCGCGCGCGUCGGGCACGCGCUAGAAGCGGCCGAAUCUUCUGGGCGGCUUCUUCGCUGGGACAGCGCUUCGAACUUUAUCGAACGCGUCGGUCGUUCAAUGAUUCAUUUCCUCCAGCCGCCACCAAUUCAACGCUCAAUAUCGUACUCGGGCCCAUGGCGGAUAGCCCGCGGAUUGCAUGCCGCAAUAGGCACUGACAUGGCUCCGCAGCAUCCAUAG
Molecule: messenger RNA, 666 nt
Organism: Trematosphaeria pertusa
Lineage: Eukaryota; Fungi; Ascomycota; Dothideomycetes; Pleosporales; Trematosphaeriaceae
Exons: 2
Coding region: 1-666 (221 amino acids)
Source: RefSeq, a predicted model, not a curated record